This is a messenger RNA of Tribolium castaneum (red flour beetle), 832 nucleotides long. RefSeq lists its product as uncharacterized. Gene Ontology annotation, biological process: microtubule polymerization. NCBI's taxonomy places the organism in Eukaryota, Metazoa, Arthropoda, Insecta, Coleoptera, Tenebrionidae. The record is from RefSeq and is a predicted model, not a curated record. The coding region runs from base 431 to 784 and encodes 117 amino acids. The transcript has 4 exons. Gene Ontology annotation, molecular function: tubulin binding.
UCAUUGGCCGAAUUAGAACAAACACGUUUCAAAAUUUGUAGUGAUUCUAAUGACCGAACGAAAUUUGCGGCACCAAUUUCUGCUGUUUUCGCGCUUGCACAAGACGAUAUCUCUCCAUCAGAUUAAUAAAUGGUUCAAUCAGGGGGAAGUAUUCGAUAAAAAAACCACCACUGCUGACACUGAAACUAUUUUCAAUAAAUUCAAGUAAAUGCCGGCGAUAUUUUACGUUGAUUCCUGCACGAGAUGAUGUUUCAGUCGGUCUCGGAUUGAGUUCGAGGAUUUCGAAAAUUUCCUAACGGAUUUUGCCGAGCAGAAUAAAAUCUAUAUUGUAGAAUUGGAGCGGAAAUUGCUAACAUGUGGUGUCCCCAACCCCAACAAGACGAUUACCUGUUUUAGUCAAAAUUGACGUAACGUUUGCCAAAUUCUCAGUAUGAAUAACCAGCUGGAAAAAGAGCUGCGCAGGCAAUUCAUCCUGUUUUCUGCACUAAAUAAAACCAUCGCUGUGCCCCAACUUAACAAAUGGUUCAAGCAAGCGGGCGUGUUUGACGAGUUUAUCACCCAUGCGGAAAUUGAAAAGACUUUUAGUCACAUGAGGUGGCAUCAGAUUGAUUAUAAGACUUUUCUGCAGCUUCUCCAGUAUUUAUUUGAAACAAAGAACAAAAUUCGGCCCUUGCACUACUAUGUGGAGAAGCUGACCUCCUGCGGCCCUCCCAGCUCUUUAAAAAUGACCCAGGUUCCUAACGUGGAAGCACUAAAUAACUCCGCCUGGAGCAAGCUGAAAUAAGUUUUUUUGUUGGACUAAUUUUUACAAUAUAGUUUAUUGAAAAAAAUC